AUGGACAACGGGAAUGCCCAGAUGUACGUGGAGGAUAGGACAGAGGCACCAGGGGCCCAGCCAAGUCCUGGCCUGAGGACUGCCAGCAACAGGGCUGGUGAGCCCACCAUAUCAGAAGUCAGCCAGGCUGUGUUUCCAGAUGCUGAAGCGAUGGACAGUGGCCCGCAGCCCUCACCAGCCCUGGGCGGGCCGGAGACCGGGCCCGGACACAGAGCCGCGUCAGAGGAGGGGUUUCUGCAGCUCAGUCCCCAGGAGCAGAAGCCUCCGGCAGGACCAGGGAUGAAGGUGCCAUCUUGGGUCCCCCAGGAAGGGCCCAGGGAGCUGCAAGCAGACCGGGAUCCGCCCACGCCAGGAAGUGAGCUGGGGGUGCCCCCCAACAGGGCCCCUGCAACACAGGAAGGGCUGCUGCAGCAGGGCUCAGGAAAAGAGACUGAGGACCAACAGGGAAGCCAGCGGAACCCAGGGCCAGUGGAGGGUCAGGGCCCUGAGAGUCACCAGGACCCAGAGGGUCAGCCCAUCCCAGGGCACCUGGCAGCCAAUGAGUCAGACACAGUGCAGCCGACAGAGCCUUAUUGCACCUUGGACAGCUCUGAACAGCAACUGGGGGACAAGCUCCCCAAGGAGGUGGACACCCCACCCAUCGGGCCACAGGGGGCUCUGCCAGAGCCUGGCCCAGGGGGACAUGAGGACCGUUCCCAGGAAGCAGAGUCCUUAAUGCCUACGGCAGCUCUGGAGGGAAAGACAGCUCACACUGCCCCACCACCCACGCCACGACCCGACACACCCAAAGCAAGAGACGAGGCUGUGGAGAUCCAGCCAGCACCGGGGCCUGCUCGUCCACCUGAGGUGGUGGACACGGGAGCGAGGGAGCUGGACCCCACGCAGAAGCAGUUUCUGGAGCCCGCGGCGGCCCCAGGCGCCCAGGACCCCGGCUUCGCCCGGCCUGGCUUCAUGAGGCGCCUGCUGGAGGUGGAGGAGGAGGAGGCCGCGCUUCGGAGGGCCGCCAAGGCCCGCGCCCUGCCAGGCCGGAGGUGCCCCCGGGCCCUGGGCCCCGUGCCCGCCCCUGCCCUCAGCCUGCCUCUGACACUGCCUGCAGCCUCGGCCCCGGCCCCUGCCUCCGCCCCGGCCUGGGCCCGGCCGCCCGCCCCUGCGCCAGUCCCCGCCCCCGCGGGGACCCCGGUCCCAGCUCCUGGGCCCGCUGCAGUCCUGCCAGUGCCCGCGUCGGAUCUGGCCUGGAGAAGGACAGAACUUCUGAGCCACAGCGGGGAGAGGAGCCUGAAGGCACGGCAGGAGCUGGAGGAGCGCCGCCUCCUGACGGCGUGUCAGACCCGGGAGGAGCAGGCGGAGGAGCACCUCACCACGAAGCAGGAGGACGCCUUCCACAGCUACUUUGAGAUCUUCAACGGUCAUGGCGAGGUGGACGCGCAGAGCCUGGAGAACAUCCUACUUCUUGUGGGCAUCUCCCUGACGCCGGCCCAGGUGGAGGGUGCCCUGAGGAGCGCUGACAUCGACGGAGAUGGUCGUGUGAACUUCAAAGACUUCUUGACCGUGAUGACAGACACCAGGCGCUUCUUCUGCUCUGUGGAACAGAACACCCUGAUGGACACUUCUCCUCCAAACCCCCAUACUCUGUUCUUUGAGAUCCUGUCCCUGCUGGUUGAGAUGCUGGCCUUACCCGAGCGAGCCUUAGAGGAGAUCACCAGCUAUUACCAGAAGAAGCUGAAGGAAGGCACCUGUAAGGCUCGGGAGAUGGAAUCGGCCGUAGGGCGGCUGCGGCCCCGGGAGAAGCUCCCCUACAACACCCCACAGGCAGACACCCUGGAAAUGCCCGAACGCAGAGUCCUCAGGGUCCUGAGCCGGCUGAAGCAGCAGAACUACGCUGCCAACCUGCAGAGCCCGUACGCCCAGGUGCCUUGCAUCCCGCUCUGCCCGCGGCUGGACAAGAAGACGGUUCGCCGGAAGCAGGGCGGCCACUACGUGCUGGAACAGUGCACCACCAGCGGCCUGGGCCCCGACAUCCACAGCAUCCUCUUGCACGCUGGAUCUCAGGGAGGCAGGGGCCGCAUGGCCGAAAACAGGACCCCGGAGGCUUCCAGAGUCUCUGCCUACCGGGGAGGCCGGGGCAGCCCUGCCGCCCGUCCCUGA
This is a messenger RNA of Rangifer tarandus platyrhynchus (Svalbard reindeer), 2145 nucleotides long. The record is from the annotation of a GenBank genome assembly. NCBI's taxonomy places the organism in Eukaryota, Metazoa, Chordata, Mammalia, Artiodactyla, Cervidae.